AUGGCUGCUGGCACCGCGCUAGCGCCCGCGCGCUCUUCCGCUUGGCCCCAGAAAGUUUCGGUUCUGCGCGGCGGUGGACCCAAGACCGCGUGCCACCAUGAAGUCUGACCACUGCUGACCAGCCAGCCCCAGAGCACCAAGUUCCAACCUUCCUCCAGACCCACACGGUCAGGGAAGGUGGACUCACCAUGGCUUCCACCAGCGCCGAGAGCCAGCUCCAGAGAAUCAUCCGCGAUCUGCAAGAUGCAGUGACAGAACUAAGCAAUGAGUUUAAGGAAGCAGGAGAGCCCAUCACAGAUGACAGCAACAGCUUGCACAAGUUUUCUUAUAAACUUGAGUAUCUUCUGCAAUUCGAUCAGAAAGAGAAGGCCAGCCUCCUGGGCAAUAAGAAAGACUACUGGGAUUACUUCUGUGCCUGCCUGGCCAAGGUGAAAGGAGCCAACGAUGGGAUCCGAUUCGUCAAGUCCAUCUCGGAGCUUCGAACAUCUCUGGGGAAAGGAAGAGCCUUUAUUCGCUACUCUUUGGUGCAUCAGCGGUUGGCAGACACCUUACAGCAGUGCUUCAUGAAUACCAAAGUGACCAGCGACUGGUACUAUGCAAGAAGCCCCUUUCUGAAGCCAAAGCUGAGCUCUGACAUCGUGGGCCAACUCUAUGAAUUGACUGAGGUUCAGUUUGACCUGGCAUCGAGAGGCUAUGAUUUGGAUGCUGCCUGGCCAACAUUUGCCAGGAGGACACUGGCUGCCGGCUCUUCUGCUUACCUAUGGAAACCCCCCAGCCGAAGUUCCAGCAUGAGCAGUUUGGUGAGCAGCUACUUGCAGGCUCAGGAGAUGGCCUCCAGCUUUGACCUGAGCAGUCCCCUAAACAACGAGGCCCUGGAGGGCUUUGAUGAGAUGCGGCUAGAGCUGGACCAGCUGGAGAUGCGGGAGAAGCAACUGCAGGAGCGUGUGCAGCAACUGGACAGGGAGAACCAGGAGCUAAGGGCAGCAGUCAGCACGCAGGGGGAGCAGCUACAGGUGGAGAAGGAGAGGGGACACACUGCGGCAGAGGACAACAUCCGCCUCAUGGGCCUGGUAACUGAGCUCCAGAAGCAGUGCGAGGUCACCCAGGCUACCCAGAACACUGUGAAGGAGCUGCAGAUGUGCCUACAGGCCCUGGAGCAGGGUGUGGCCAUGAAGGAAGACGGCCACUCACCUCUGCAGCAGCUGGAGGCCAUGCUGCAGCCCCUGGCACGGGAGCUCGAGGCUGCACGGGAUUCCCUGGGCAAGAAGGAUCAGCUUCUAAGCAGACUCUCAAACUGGCUGGCCAGGGCUGAGCAGAAGGCAGAUCCAGCACUGGACAUGGAGUGGCAGCAAGAACACAUGCCCACUGACUCGGCCCUGAAGAUCAAGGAGCUGGGGGAAAAGCUUCAGGCCCUAGAAAGCGAGGGCACCAAGGUCCAGGAGCUCAACCGGCAGCAGAGUGCCCAGCUGGAGCAGCUGGCCACGGAGCUUCAACUGAAGGAGGAGGCUGUGGCUGGCCUGGAGCGCCAAGUGAAGGAGAUCGCCCCACUCCAGGAAGAGCUGUCUGGGAAGGGGCAGGAGGUAGCCCUGCUCCAGCAGCAGCUGCGGGAGUCACUGGCCCACUUGAGCUCCCUGAAGGAGGAGCUGGCAGGGGUAAGACAGGAAGAACAGCGGCGGCGGGAAGAGAAGGAGCUGCUGGAGCAGGAGGCUAGGUCGCAGACCCGGCAGCUGCAGCUCCUGGAGACCCAGCUGGCCCAGGCGAAUCAGCGUGUGAGCGACCUGGAGGAGCAGAAGAAGCAGCUCAUCCAGGACAAGGACCACCUCAACCAGAAGGUGGGCACGUUGGAGCGGCUUGCUGAGCAGCCAAGUGCAGAGCAGCCCACGAUCAGUGAGAGGAGUGAGUCCCCGGGCCCCCUGCACAACACCUUGCAACAGCCCUCUGAGAAGCCCGAGGAGGGGCAGCAGUGCCUGCUGAAGGGACAGAUGGACAGUGCUGAGGGGCAGCAGGGCACCCAGGAGGAGGAGCUUCAGCAGGCCAACCGGGAGCUGCAGAAAGAGUUGCAGAACGUGGUUGAGCGUAACCAGCUCCUGGAGGGCAAGCUGCAGGCCCUGCAGGCCGAUUACCAGGCCCUGCAGCAGCGGGAGGCGGCCAUCCAGGGCUCCCUGGCCUCCCUGGAGGCUGAACAGGCCAGCAUCCGGCAGCUGGGUGACCAGAUGGAGGCCAGUCUCCUGGCUGUAAGGAAGGCCAAGGAGACCAUGAAGGCCCAGGUUGCCGAGAAGGAGGCUGCCCUGCAGAGUAAGGAGGGUGAGUGCCAGCAGCUCCGGAAGGAGGCAGAACAGUGCCGGCAGUUGGCAGAGGCCCAGAGCCAGGAGCUCAGAGCUCUAGAGAGCCAGUGCCACCAGCAGACCCAGCUGAUUGAGACCCUCACCACAAAGGAAGGCCAGCAAGGGCUCGGCCCACCCCAAGAUGACGCAGUCCAGCUGGCCAUAUCUCAAGCGCAGCUGGAAAUCCAUCAGGGGGAGGCCCAGCGGCUGCAGGCUAAGGUGGUAGAGCUCCAGGCCAAGCUCCAAGCAGCCCUAGAUGACCAGGACAAGGUGCAGAGCCAGUUGUGUGUGGUUGAGGCAGUUCUGAGGGAGCACAAGACCUUGGUGCAGCAGCUAAAAGAGCAGAAUGAAGCCCUCAACAGGACCCACGUCCAGGAGCUGCUGCAGUGCUCAGAGCGGGAAGGGACGCUGCAGGAAGAGAAGGCUGAUGAAGCCCAGCAGAGAGAGCAAGAGCUGCAGGCCCUGCGGGAGGCACUGACCCAAGCAAAAUGCAACUCUGAGGAAGCCCAGCUGGAGCACGCUGAACUGCAAGAGCAACUGCACCGGGCUAACACCGACACGGCCGAGCUGGGCAUCCAGGUCUGCGCACUGACCGCAGAGAAGGAGCGGGUGGAGGGAGCACUGGCCUGUGCUGCCCAGGAGCUCCGGGACUCCAAAGAGGCAGCUUCGAGGGAGCGAGAGGUCCUGGAGCGCCAAGUGGCCGGGCUGCAGCAGGAAAAGGAGAACUUGCAGGAGAAGCUGAAGGCAGCCGAGGAGGCAGCCAGCUCCCUGCCUGGCCUGCAGGCCCAGCUGGCCCAGGCCGAGCAGCAGGCCCAGAGCCUUCGGGAGGCUGCACAGCAGGAGCAUGACACUCUCAAGUUCCAGUUGAGCACUGAGAUCAUGGACUAUCAGAGCAGACUGAAGAGUUCCAGCGAGGAGUGCAAAGGCCUCAGGGCCCAGCUUGAGGAACGAGGUCGGCAGCUGCAGGCCGCCGAGGAGGCUGUGGGCAAGCUGAAGGCCUCCCAAGCAGACAUGGGACAGAAGCUGAGCUGCACCAGCAACCGUCUUUCAGAGUGCCAGGCUGCCAUGCUGAAGAAGGACAAGGAGGGGGCUGCCCUGCGGGAGAACCUGGAAAGGACCCAGAAGGAACUUGAAAAGGCCACAAUAAAAAUCCAAGAGUAUUACAACAAACUCUGCCAGGAGGCAAAAGACCGGGAGAGAAAUGACCAGAAGAUGCUCGCAGACCUGGAUGACCUGAACAGAACCAAGAAGUACCUCGAGGAAAGGCUGAUAGAGCUGCUCAGGGACAAGGAUGCUCUCUGGCAGAAGUCAGAUGCCCUGGAAUUCCAGCAGAAACUCAGUGCUGAGGAGAGGUGGCUUGGGGACGCGGAGGCAAACCACUGCCACGACUGCAAGCGGGAGUUCAGCUGGAUGGUGCGACGGCACCACUGCAGGAUAUGUGGCCGCAUCUUCUGUUACUACUGCUGCAACAACUAUGUCCUGAUCAAGCACAGUGGCAAGAAGGAACGCUGCUGCCGAGCCUGUUUCCGGAAGUUCAGUGAAGGCCCUGGCUCUCCUGAUAGCACCAGCUCAGGCACUAGCCAGGGAGAGCUCAGUCCCAUGUUGUCACCAACCCAAGCUGGGUCCCAGGCCAUAGGAAACCAAGGAACAAACUCAGACUUCAGGCCACCAGAUGACGCUGUGUUUGACAUCAUCACAGAUGAGGAAUUGUGCCAGAUCCAGGAAUCCGGCUUCUCCUUGCCUGAAACACCCACUGAAACUGACUCUUUUGAUCCAAAUGUGGCCGAACAGGACACCACAUCAAACUCCCUAACUCCUGAGGAUACUGAGGACAUGCCUGUGGGGCAGGAUGCUGAAAUCUGUUUGCUGAAAUCUGGUGAACUGAUGAUCAAAUUACCACUCACAGUGGAAGAGAUUGCCAACUUUGGGGAGGGUAACAGGGAGCUGUUUGUGAGAUCCAGUACCUACAGCCUGAUCCCCAUCACUGUGACCGAGGCAGGCCUCACCAUCAGUUGGGUCUUCUCCUCUGAUCCCAAGAGCAUCUCCUUCAGCGUGGUCUUCCGAGAGGCAGAGGACACACCACUGGACCAGUGCAAGGUCCUCAUUCCCACGACCAGAUGCAAUUCCCACAAGGAGAACAUCCAGGGCCAGCUGAAGGUCCGCACGCCCGGCAUCUACAUGCUGGUGUUCGACAACACCUUUUCCAGGUUUGUCUCAAAAAAAGUAUUUUACCACUUGGCAGUUGACCGGCCUGUGAUCUAUGAUGGAAGCGAUUUCCCGUAGCAUGAAACACCUGGACGGUAACUUCACUUCAUCCACAGGAAACACUACAUUUCCUCUCCUGCCACAUGAAGCACACACACACACAUAUACCCAAAAAAAGAAAAAAGGAAAAAAAAAGAAAAAGAAGAAAGAAAAAAAAAUGGCUGUGCCCAGGCUCACUGGCUUGCUGCUCUGGAAGAAGCCCUGCACUGCCGCUGCUCAGAAGCUGAGCUUCUCGGGGCACUGUGUCCUCUGUACCAUGCACCUGUCCCUUUUAGCCCCAUGGCUCCUAAGGGCUCAAGUGACAUUUCCAUUGAUGACAUUUCCCAGCUGUCCUUACACCCAAAGGGACAUCCUGCCAAAGGUGGAAACCUCAGGAGACCGCCAGCUUCUCCUAGGUGCGCUGCUGAUUGCAGCCUCCUGUGGAGAGUUUCAUAAGACCCCUGUGGCCCUGAUUCCCACCCCUGGAGAGGGAUGUCCUGCUUUGUUCCACCCUGCACUCAGCCAGGCUUCCUGGUGACCCUAGCCACACCCUGUGAGUCCUCAGGCUCUGAGGCCCUUGAGGACUCCCAGGAAAAGGAGGCCAUGCGGCCACCAUGCAAGUUGAGGCACAGGGGUUGGGGGUGCAUCCUGUCACGUGGCAGUCCCUUAAUGCCCCAGUGAGUCUGGGGCUGCUCCAGUACUCAGCAACUUGGUAGGGGCCUCUGAGGUGAAUUUUUCCUCCUGGCCCUCUGUCUGGGUGACCCCAUUCCCAGGCAAAGCCCUCCACUCAUAGCUCAAAAUAUCACCCUAAGAAUCAACUGAAGAUAAUCCAGGACACAAAGCCCACCCUUCUCAGGACCUCCAAAGCCCAAAUGCUGGCUGAAAUUGACACCAUGCCCAAGGUGCGGAACUAUGCUUUGGCCUUCAGGGCUCGCUGCAGGCACGGCUUACUAAGGAGCAGAACCCAGGCAAGACCACUCUCAAACACUGGGGCCUUCUUAGCAAAAUUCUUUGGUAACUUAAGAACCAAAGUAACAGAGGAAACAGCCAUACAAAGGAAGCAGAGACAUAAAUUAUUCUUGGUCCCUCGUCCCCACCUGCCAGAUUCCCAAUACCCCACUUGUCACUUCCUUCUGUUCAGCCUGCACUGACACCCAGGAAACAUCGCCCCUGGACGCAAGGGGUCCUGUUUCCUUUUCCUGGACAAGAGUAAAAUGCUCUUCAUGUUCUCUGUGGCCCUUCUCCCAGCUCAGACAGCUCUACUUCGAUGGCCUUUGUGUCCUAUGUGAAGCCAGUCACCUGCAGUCAGGUCCCAGGUACUUCCACAGGACAUCAGACAAAAUGGCCAAGGGUGAGCAAAGAAGCACCAUAGAGGUUGACUGAGGAUCUGAGUGCGGGGCCCAGCCGUUGCUCCAAGCUGGCCUUGGGACCCAAGGCCAGUCAGACCAACUCUCAGAACCCUGGACUGAUUGAUUUGGAGGGACUGAGAAUGGGACAAGGACUCCAGGCCCACCAUGCACCACGGCCUCAAUCAUAUCACUAGCAAAAAGGAUGCUCAGGGGCCAUGAGUAAGGGGACGUAGCCUCUGACAUGGACUUGGGCCUUGAAACAGGAGUGGGCACUUGCCAGUAAGGAGUGCAAGAAUGGCCAACAGCUUUUUCAGAGAGCUGGGCCCUUUGUAUUCUGGGUCUCAGAGCAGCCUGUCGGGCAGAAAGCCACCAGGUACUCUUGUCUCUUCCUCACCGGGGCCUGACUGCUCAGCACUGAGACAGAAAAUGGCAAGACCCCCAGAGAUGCCCUAGCCUGUGUCCUCACAGGCAUGCCCAUGGCCUGAGAUUACUCAGGAGCAGAUUAUCCUUCCUUUGAACCCAUCUACCCCUUCACAAAGAAUCAUCCAAUGUCAUCUUGUUCCUGCGACAAAGAAGCUAUCAAGAGCCCCAGUACAGUCUGAGGGUCUUAUUUUGAGUGUUUGGCUUUCCCAAGAUGCCUUGGAGACUGGCCUGGCUGAUGGCCUUCAACUGGUAUCCACACUACAGUCUGCAACAAAAACCACCUUUCAUUGAGUAGCUGAUGUGUUUGGGGCCUAUGAGGGACCUGCGGCCGUUCAUCUGAGUUCCAUUCUAAAUAUCUGUCACUUGUCACAGCAGAGGACCAAUUCCACCUUCAAAGACCACCUGGCCCUUGUGAAGCCAACCAGAGUUACUCCUCCCAGAGAGCUGGGCCUGACCUUGGCGCGACCCCCCUCCAGCAUUGACUGCCCUUGUGUGGAAACUGGCCUUUGCCCUGGACUGAGGCGACCGAGUGCCCAGUGGCCCUUCCUCUUUGGUUUCAUUAGCAUAUUUAUUUUUUGUGCUGAAUGGACCUUGGUAGUACAUGAGUUCACCGUUCAGGCUCCAGUGUGCUGUGCACCGUGUCGCUAGAGAACGUCUUGGCCUAUUUAAGUGUGACUUUUACAAAUGGCUUUAUUCUUUUAAACAGUUCCCAACUUUACUGAGGUUUGAAGGUUGGGGUAAUUUUUAUUUUUUAAUGCAAAUGACAAUUGAUGAAUUACUGCCAGAGAUGGCAGCCCCAGCUAGACUGAGUGACACUAGAAAUCCCCUGGGAUCCCAGAUUACUUUUUUUGUUUGUUUGUUUGUUUUAAUAGCAGUCUCUUGGGAAAGCUCAGCUCUGGGGAUAAUGAUCAUAUUUAGUAAUGAUACGAGCCGCCUUGUUCACCUACCACUGAAGCCACAAUCACCUUCGCCCAAGAGAUACACCAACCACCAGACACACUCAUUCACCAACAAGGAAGCGUGUUUGCAAUAAAAUGUGCUCCUCCACAUCUGAGUGGACUCUACAGCACAAUGGACUCCAGGUAGACUGGACCAAGAACAGGCAAAGAAAUUCUUAAGAAUCUGGAACUGAAAAACUCCAUGGGGUUUGGAAAGUAGAAAUGAAAAACCACAUAAUAAAACUCAAAGGAGAUGGUGCUUCUGAAGAUUUUCAGCUGUCACCUAAGGUGGUGAAGCCACUCCAGGCCCAGAUAAGAGGAAAUUUCACUUGGAGAUGAAAUUUCAGAGUCUGUUUCAUGUGAUUAGAUGGUGCGAUGUGGUCAGGUGGUUUAUGAGUUGCAUUUGUAAAAGUCCACCUGGAUGGUUCUACCUGUGAGAAUUCUUUAGACCAAGAAACCAGCUUGGCUCUGAGGUAUUGGGAAGUAAAGCAGAGAGAAGCCCUUGGUGGUGCUUAGAACCAAGGACUCUCACAAAGACCAUAGAGACAACUCUUCACGUUUACAAAACUAGGUGCCUCUCAGUGGAAGCUUUCUUCAUUUAAUUGCAGUUCUUCCAAGGAAACGGAAGACUGGAUUCAUUAAUUCCCUUUUCUCUCUUAAGCACUUUUUUAAAAUAAUAAAGUAUAACUUUAAAUUGUAGGAGAAACAUCUCUGAUGGGGGGGGGAGAGGAAAAAAACUUUUCUAGAACUUUAUGAAUGAGUGUCAUCUGGAGGUGCUCUGCCUCUGGUGACUGCAGGGUGACACUCAGCCUUCCCAGGAAGGCUUCAAUUGGAAUGCACUUUAAUCAAUGAAUCCUCACUUGAGUGGCCUUAUGGGAUGGCGAGUCAGGAGCCCAUUUCAAUCUUAUCUGCCAAAGAAUUACUCAAAAGCACAUCAAAUACCAAACCUCACCAACACAGUAGGGGUGAGAAAUUUUUGUAUCCCAAAACAUAUUCCUUUAUAACAUCUGCUACACCAUUUGGAAAUAUUUUUAACCUCAGAAUUUAAAUAAAGUAAACACUAUGAUCUUCGGA
Messenger RNA from Marmota flaviventris (yellow-bellied marmot), 8352 nucleotides. RefSeq names its product FYVE and coiled-coil domain autophagy adaptor 1 (gene Fyco1). Gene Ontology annotation, cellular component: lysosome; late endosome; autophagosome. Lineage: Eukaryota; Metazoa; Chordata; Mammalia; Rodentia; Sciuridae. Gene Ontology annotation, biological process: positive regulation of autophagosome maturation; plus-end-directed vesicle transport along microtubule. Gene Ontology annotation, molecular function: metal ion binding. The record is from RefSeq and is a predicted model, not a curated record.